AUGGCUGUCUCGUUUGCUGCUGGAAUCGGCGGCGCCGCCGUCAACGCCUACUGGGGCCAAACUGGCGGUUACUUCCUCCGUGACAUCUGUGACACUGGAGUGAAAUAUGCCACUGUUUCCUUCAUCAACAACUCCCCGGAGAAUGGCAACGGCUAUCCGGGAAGCAACUUUGGCGCCAACUGUGCCGCCGAGGUCUACAACAACAACGGCAAGCCAACAAAACUGCUUAGUUCAUGUACCUUUAUCCAGCGGGAUAUUCCUUACUGCCAGGACAAGGGCGUCAAGGUUCUGCUGGCCGUCGGCGGUGCCCCUGUAGCGGGAACCAACUACACUGUGUCUUCUGAGGCCAAGGGCGUCGAAUUCGCUGAGUUUCUCUACAAUGCCUUCGGCCCUUACAAGAGCAGCUGGACUGGACCUCGUCCCUUUGACCAGGGACCUAAUCAGCAUGUUUCCGUGGAUGGUUUCGACUUGGAUCUUGAGGUGAAGGACAAAAACUGGAGCAAUAAGCCUUAUAUUGCCAUGGUCAACUGGUGGCGCCAACAGAGCACCAAGUUGUUCAUUACCGCUGCCCCUGAAUGUGUCAUUACCACCAAAGGUGGCAACACGAACCAGAAUGAUGAUCUGAUUGCCAAUGCUCAAUUCGAUGCUCUCUUUAUCCAGUUUUACAACAACAAGGUGUGCGAUGCUAUCGCUGGCAAUGACCUGGGCGAUAAGUUCUCCUAUGACACAUGGGUCAGCAAUAUCCAGAGUGGUAAGAGCAAGGACGCCAAGAUCUUCAUUGGCCUCCCUGCCUCGCUCGAUUCUGCCGGUUCUGGUUAUAUUACUCCCAAGGCCAUGAAGGAUCUUGUUUGCCAGUACAGCACCCACAAGAACUUUGGUGGUGUCUCUUUGUGGGACGGUACCCGAGGUUUGAUUAACAAGGAUAUCCUCACUGGCAAGACCUACGUCCAGAGCGCCGUUGAAGCCGUCAACUAUAUUUGCCAGGAGCCGCCCAAGACCACGACCACCAAGUCUACCUCCACCUCCACCUCCACCUCCACCAAGACGACUUCGACGACUAGCAGCACCACGGUGAAGACGACAACCACCUCCACCACCACCACUUCUACCUCGUCUGCUAAGCCCACUACUACCAGCACAACGUCGACCAAGCCUACCUCGACCAGCACCACCUCUUCUAAGGCUACCACGACUACCAGCAGCACCACUGUGAAGACGACUACCACUUCUAGCACCACGUCCACGAAGCCUACCUCAACCACCACUUCGUCUACUAAGUCUUCCACCUCUACAACUUCUUCCAAGCCUGCCACUACCAGCACCACAUCUUCCAAGCCAGCUACCACCACGACCACGUCGUCCAAGCCUGUGACAACCACCAGCACCACGUCUUCGAAGCCAGCUACCACGACGACGACGUCUUCCAAGCCAGCUACCACCACCACCACCACCACCACAUCCUCUAAGCCUGUGACAACCACCACCUCUGAGAAGCCCGCGACUACCACGACCACCACGUCUUCUAAGCCCGUGACAACUACCACUUCUUCUGAGAAGCCGGAUACGACCACCACCAAGACUUCUGCCACCGAGUCUACAACUACAUCCGGUGCUGGCGUCACUAGCACUUCCUCCACGGUUACCCCAACUACCAGCAAGCCUGUCUCCUUGACGACGAGCACUGUCUACACCACCUCGGUCCACACCGUCACCAAGUGCCCUCCUACCGUGACCAACUGCCCUGUUGGCCACGUCACGACGGAGACUAUUCCCCUGUACACCACGGUGUGCCCUGUCACCGAAACGGCUCACCCUCCCAAGCCCACGACGACCAAGGCUCCCGUCCUGACCACCAGCACUGUGUACACCACCAAGACUUACACCAUCACCAAGUGCCCUCCCGCUGUGACCAACUGCCCUGUCGGCCAUGUCACCACCGAGGUCGUCCCCGCGUACACCACGGUCUGCCCCGUUGAGGAGACUGAGACUGGCAAUGUUCCCCAGCCUACCGGUCCUGCUCCCUUGACCACCAACACUGAGACAAGAACUCUUACCCGCACCGUCAAGGUCCAGGGCUCCAGCUCUCUCCAAACUCUGGUCCGCCCCACGGAGGUUCCCCAGCCUUCUGCCGAGGGCUGCUCUGGUCCCGGCUGCCCUGGUGUCACCAGCACUCCCGGCUCUGGCUGCACCGGCCCCGAGUGCCCUGGAGUUGCUAUUCCCACCAACAGCUGGACCAGCUCCCCCGUCGGUCCCUCUGCUACCCCUAGCACUCCUGUCACCGCCGGUGCCUCUACUCUGGCUCUUGGCCUGACUGGUCUGGUUGCCAUUGUCGCUGCUCAGCUGUUUGCCAUGUAA
Messenger RNA from Pochonia chlamydosporia 170, 2355 nucleotides. RefSeq names its product chitinase 18-18. The transcript has 3 exons. Gene Ontology annotation, cellular component: extracellular region. The record is from RefSeq and is a predicted model, not a curated record. Bases 1 to 2355 code for a protein of 784 amino acids. Gene Ontology annotation, biological process: carbohydrate metabolic process. Gene Ontology annotation, molecular function: chitinase activity. NCBI's taxonomy places the organism in Eukaryota, Fungi, Ascomycota, Sordariomycetes, Hypocreales, Clavicipitaceae.